UCUAGAUUAUUCUAGAUUACACGUGGACGAAGGAAGCAAGAUCAUGGCUUUGCCGGCCUCGAUCUCCCACCUGGCUCACUUGGGACAGAAGCUAUGGCUGCAGGACACAGGGAAAAGCUUCUUGUGCGACGGCUGCCGUGAGCCCGGCGGGGGCGAGAGGUACAGGUGCCAUCCAUGCGACUUCGACCUCCACAAGCAUUGCGCCUUGGACAAGAGCAUGGCUUUGCCAGCCUCGAUCUCUCACCCCGCCCACUUGGGACACAGGCUGUCGCUGGAGGCGACCGAGUACUGGGAGUUCGUGUGCAACGGCUGCCGUGAGAGUGGUGCGGGGGAGAGGUACAGGUGCCGGGUCUGCAGGUUCGACCUCCACACGCAGUGCGCCUUGGAAGAAGGAACCAAGAUCAUGGCUUUCCCACGCUCCAUCUCGCACCCAGACCAUUGGGGGCACAAGCUGUCGCUGGAGGCGACUGACUACUGGAAGUUCGUGUGCAACGGCUGCCGUAAGAGCGGGUUGGGCGAGAGGUACAGGUGCCGGGCCUGCAAAUUUGACCUCCACAAGCAGUGCGCCUGGGGCCAAGGGACCAACAUCAUGGCCUCCUCAGGCUUGAUCUCCCACUCGGCCCACUGGGAACACAUGCUGACGCUGUGCGCCCCUGGCCUCUCCAACUUCGUGUGCAACGGCUGCCGUGAGCCCGGCACGGAGGAAAGGUACAGGUGCCAUGCAUGCGACUUUGACCUCCACAAGCAAUGCGCCUUGGACCAAGGAACCAAGCUUGUGCACCCGCUGCUUAAGAACGUCGAGUUGGAGCUCCGGUUCCAGGGCCCCAAGGACGGCGCCAGGCUGGUGUGCGACGCCUGUGGCAACGCCGUGCUGGGAUUCCACUACCACAGCAGCAAGCUGUGCCUCCGGCUCCAUCCAUGCUGCGCAAAUCCACUGUAUGACAAGAAGAAGGAGGAUGAUGGUCGCGGGAGAGAUCAGCCGUCCAGGAGUAAAUUCCAGCGCACAUUGUCUGUCAGCGGGCAUAUCAGUGACGCGAUAGAUACUGGAGAAGCGAUAGCUGAUCUCUUCAACUCAAUUAAUCUAGACGAUGGCGGUUCCGUAGAGGAACCCGACUUCGACUUUGACUUUUAA
Triticum aestivum (bread wheat) is the source of this 1132-nucleotide messenger RNA. RefSeq lists its product as uncharacterized. Gene Ontology annotation, molecular function: zinc ion binding. The transcript has a single exon. The coding region runs from base 44 to 1132 and encodes 362 amino acids. Lineage: Eukaryota; Viridiplantae; Streptophyta; Magnoliopsida; Poales; Poaceae. The record is from RefSeq and is a predicted model, not a curated record.